CCCGUAAAAAUGUCGCCUCUAAUUCGCGUCCUCCGCCGCACCUUUUCUACAACCCCAAUCCUGCAGCUGGACAGCGUUCGAAAAGUCGCUGAUGGUCUCUACAAAGAACGCGACCUCAAGCGUCUCGUUGAAAAAUUCAAAAGAUCUUGCGAAUACAGCCGCUUCCGCAAUCGAAAUGGCAUUUAUGAAGAUAUUGUUCGCCGCCUUGCUUCAGCUGGACGUUUCCGAUGGAUCGAAGAGAUCCUAGAAGAUCAAAAGAAAUACGAAGACAUGUCCAAAGAAGGCUUUGCUGCUAGAUUAAUUCAUUUGUACGGAAAAGCAGGCAUGUUUGAGCAAGCUUACAAGGUAUUUGAUGAAAUGCCUAAGAGAGGGUUGUUGUCUUUUAAUGCUCUUAUGGGAGCUUGCGUGAAUGCCAAAAAUUUUGAUGAUGUUGACCGGUUUUUCAGGGAUUUGCCACCAAAGUUGUCGAUCGAGCCAGAUUUGGUUUCUUAUAAUACAGUUAUUAAGGCUUUUUGUGAGAUGGGUUCUUUAGAUUCUGCUAGAUUAAUGCUUGAUGAUGAGAUGGAGAAGAAGGGUGUGCAGCCAGAUGUCAUUACUUUUAACACACUUUUAGAUCAUUUCUUUAAGAAUGGAAAGCUUGAUGAUGGGGAGAAGAUAUGGGCUAAAAUGGCGGAGAAAAAUGUGGAGCCUGAUAUUAGGAGUUAUAAUUCUAAGUUGCUUGGAUUUGCAACUGAAAAGAGAAUGAAAGAGGCAGUUAACUUGGUUGAAGAAAUGAGGAGUAAAGGGGUCAAACUAGAUGUGUUUACCUUCACUUAUAUGAUUAGAGGGUUUGUUAACGACGGAAAAUUGGAAGAAGCUAAAGAUUGGUAUAGUCAAAUAGGGAAAAAUGAUUGUGCACCGGAUAAGCUGACUUUUACAAUAUUAGUCCCAUUCGUUUGUGAGAAGGGUGAUUUGAGUUUUGCCAUUGAGCUGUGCAAGGAAAUUUUUGAUAGGAAAAAAUUGGUUGAUGUUGCAUUGUUGCAGCGAGUGGUGGAUGACUUGGUCGAAGCCUCCAAGAUUGAAGAUGCAAAGGAACUCGUGAAGCUUGCCAAGGAAAAUACUUACCGUCUAUAUAAGCUGAACAUGCCUGCAGAGUAGUGCCAGGUUUUACCGAUGCUAUUCUGUUUGGUCGUUUUAGUUUAUUUGAAUAUAAAAGCAAGUAGUUUUUUACCACUUGCAGUCAGAACUACUUUCAAGUUAGA
This is a messenger RNA of Hibiscus syriacus, 1241 nucleotides long. RefSeq names its product pentatricopeptide repeat-containing protein At1g55890, mitochondrial-like. Gene Ontology annotation, molecular function: protein binding. Gene Ontology annotation, cellular component: chloroplast. The coding region runs from base 10 to 1137 and encodes 375 amino acids. Lineage: Eukaryota; Viridiplantae; Streptophyta; Magnoliopsida; Malvales; Malvaceae. The record is from RefSeq and is a predicted model, not a curated record. The transcript has a single exon.